Messenger RNA from Rhododendron vialii, 1438 nucleotides. Its product is annotated as vignain-like. Gene Ontology annotation, molecular function: cysteine-type endopeptidase activity. The coding region runs from base 100 to 1242 and encodes 380 amino acids. Lineage: Eukaryota; Viridiplantae; Streptophyta; Magnoliopsida; Ericales; Ericaceae. Gene Ontology annotation, cellular component: lysosome. The transcript is spliced from 4 exons. The record is from RefSeq and is a predicted model, not a curated record.
UCUUGGUCAAUUGAUUAUUGAUGCCCAUAAGGAACCUUCAACUUCUUUGAUUGAUCAUCAUCACUUGUAUUUUUGUUCUACUUCCAUCCCUAUCUUUCAAUGCACUCUCCUAUAAAAGCCAGCCUAAGUAUCCCCUCAAAUUCACAUCUUCUGACAAUGGAAAUGUACAAGUAUUUCCUACUUGCUCUCUCUUUGGCGUUGGUCUUCGGGCUCGGGGAGAGUUUCGAGUUCCACGAAAAGGAAUUGGAGAGCGAGGAGAGCUUGUGGGAUUUGUACGAGAGGUGGAGGAGCCAUCACACGGUGUCUAGGGACCUCGACGAGAAGCACAAGAGGUUCAAUGUGUUCAAGAACAACGUGAACUAUGUUCACAACUUCAACAAGAAGGACAAGCCUUACAAACUGAAGUUGAACAAGUUUGCAGACAUGACUAACCAUGAGUUCAAGAGUGUCUUCGCUGGGUCCAAGAUUAAACACCACAGGACGCUCCAAGGGAGCUCCCGUGGUAGUGGGAGUUUCAUGUACGAGAAUGUAGGUGUAGUCCCUCCAUCCGUCGAUUGGAGGAAGAAAGGCGCUGUCACCGCUGUGAAGGAUCAAGGACAAUGCGGUAGUUGCUGGGCGUUUUCGACGGUUGUGGCUGUUGAAGGAAUAAACCAAAUCAAAACAAAGAAGCUGGUUUCUUUAUCCGAGCAAGAGCUGGUUGACUGUGACACCAAAGAAAACCAAGGUUGCAAUGGAGGCCUAAUGGAGUUGGCUUUCGAGUUCGUUAAGCAGAGGGGUGGCCUAGCAAGAGAGGAUGAUUACCCUUACAAUGCUGCAGAUGGAAGUUGUGAUGCUUCAAAGGCUAAUUCCCCAGCCGUUUCAAUUGAUGGGCAUGAGGUGGUUCCUGUUAACAAUGAGGAUGCCCUGCUGAAAGCCGCAGCCAAUCAACCUAUUUCUGUUGCUAUCGACGCUGGGGGUUCUGAUUUCCAGUUCUACUCUGAGGGUGUAUAUAGUGGAGCUUGUGGGACAGAGUUGGACCAUGGAGUGGCAAUAGUGGGGUAUGGAACAACAGUAGAUGGGACCAAAUACUGGAUUGUGAAGAACUCAUGGGGGGCAGAAUGGGGAGAAAAAGGAUAUAUCAGAAUGGAAAGAGGAAUCUCUGCUAAAGAAGGAACUUGUGGUAUAGCAAUGGAGGCUUCAUAUCCAAUCAAGUCCUCUUCUGAUAACCCUACACUUCCAAUCUCCUACAAGGAUGAGCUCUGAUUAUAAAGCCUCUGAGAAAACACACAAUUGAGCUAAUAUAAUGCUCUGUUUAAGUUUGCAUUACUAUGUUAAUGCUGAUGUAAUCCUCUCAUAAACACAUCAAAUUUGUCUUGACAAGUUUGAUGCUGGUGACAUGUUAUCAGUAAUAAGCUGUGUUUGAAGCUCAAAAGAUGAAAUAAGAUGUUUCUUUCUUGUA